Messenger RNA from Saccharomycopsis crataegensis, 5580 nucleotides. Its product is annotated as mitogen-activated protein kinase kinase kinase. The transcript has a single exon. Gene Ontology annotation, molecular function: protein kinase activity; ATP binding. Gene Ontology annotation, biological process: p38MAPK cascade; protein phosphorylation. NCBI's taxonomy places the organism in Eukaryota, Fungi, Ascomycota, Saccharomycetes, Ascoideales, Saccharomycopsidaceae. The record is from RefSeq and is a predicted model, not a curated record. The coding region runs from base 1 to 5580 and encodes 1859 amino acids.
AUGAGUUCGCCUACCCGCAAUGAGGAAAAGCAUCAAGAUGUAUCCGAGGAUAAUCAUGCUCAUCAAAAGUCAGAGAGCAAUCAAUCGAAGACUAUCAAGCUAGAUACUUAUUCUACUGAAAAAAAGCCUAAUCUUUUGCGGUCUCAUAGUUUAUAUAGUCCUCUUAGCCCAAAAUUUGGCUCAUCAGAUAAUCAUGCUCUAGGAUUUAGCCAUGAAUUUUCUAAUGCCCCUCAAUCAGCAGUUGCAAAUACUUCGCCAACAUCUAAUGUCCAUCUCCCAGGAAGUGCAAAACUUCAGAGAUUCCCAUCAAGUAAACAAAAUGAAAUUAUGAGAAAGAAUUCUUCUAGCAGAUAUCCAAAGAAGACAAGCUCCAUCUCAUCUAAUGCAUCAACAAUUUCUUCGCCUUCAUCUCCUUCUUCGACGACGCUGACCAAUUCUAUUCUUCAUCAUCACCACCAUCAUCCAUCAACAACAACUAUGCAGCGACAGCUGUCUGAGCAGUACAAAGUUCGUUAUAAAGUUCAAGAAAAAGCAUACAUCAAGAAAAUGAAUAAUGAAUAUACAGACGACUAUGCCACAAAAGCUAUUGAUACCAACAAAAAUUACUUGGAUAUAAUGGAGUCUGAUUCUGAAGGUGAAUUUGAAUCAGAUUUUCCUUUUGAUGAUUCAGAAAUUGAUGAUGAAUAUGAAGUUAUGGAUUCAACGCUAAAAAGGUCUUCUACCCUUCCUGAUACUCCAUAUGGCCUGCUGGAAAGCCAAACAAUGGAAAAUACCCCACCUAACAGAUAUUCAGAGCAACAAAAUACUUUGCAUAUGCAACAGCAAUUGUUCAAUAAGGAGUAUCUUGAACCUAAUUCCCCAAGUUUUGGUGGCACUGAAGAAAAGACUUCACCAGCUCAAUUAUCCAUGCAUAGUCCUCCCUCAGUUCCUACUGCUGCAUUAACCUUAUCUAAUGCUCAUGGAAGAAUGGACAAAAUUGUUUCAGAUUUAGAUAACAAUUUGCCUCUUCCAGAAGCGCAGUUUUCUGAUAACGAAGCGGCCGGUCAACUAUUAUUGACUACCGACAAUACCGACCUCAUUCGUCCUUCAGCAUUUGUUGGAAAACCAAAAACCUUGGCUGACUUUGAGACAAUCACUGGAGAGCCUGACAAUGAAUUCCAAAAGAUUUUUGGUGACGCAGAUGCGGAAGAUGAGGAGGACCUUAAUAUUACUUACGCCACAGAGAUUUCGAGAAUUAAUGCAGAUAAAGUAAAUGAAGCAUUUCAGAUCGAUGAUAGCAUUAUAUACCCAUUGAUCAAAUCAAAACUCAAGCCUGGGUUACUAGAAGAUCAAAAGUUUUUGGAAAGAUUUGAGUGGCAGGCAAUGCUAGGGGUGGUGGUCAAAAGUGAUAUUGUGAACGAUGAAAAGAACAAAAUGUUGAAGAAAUUAAAUUUCGGUGCCAAUGAGGAAAACACGAACAUCGUGAAUGCUCAUGGCGAGUCUGUUUCAUCAAGUAUGUUCAUCAUCCAGUGCAAAAAAGAUGUGUGGUUGUCCUUGAAGGCCAAAAGAUUUGGCCACACUGAGUCAGAGCAACGGGAAAUUUUGAGUUUUAGUAGAAGUUUGAUGGACGAAGUUAUCGAAGAAAUUUUGAACUUCAAGUAUGAUGAAAAACCAUUAGAGAAAAUUUUCUAUUCUACAUUGAUCAUUGAAGGCCAUUUUGAUGAUUCUGUGGAUUUGAGUAUUCUCGAGAAAGAAAAUUACAAAGAGAUUUUGCAAUUGACUGCUCAACAGACACAUAAAUUGAAUGCAAUGUUAUACGAGGAUGCUGGUGCGGUUGUCCAAGCUUUGCUUGAUAAGUAUGAUAAUUGUGAACAGCUUUGGAUGUCGCAUGAGGAAAUGGAAGCUGCUAAGCCUAUUAUCAAGACUGAAGGAUUUGCUAGGAAAUUAGAGGCAAUGAUUAGCUGGAGGAACAUUAUCAGUGCACUUUAUUUUGAAAAAUCAACCUUGAUCAAUUGGUUUAAAAGCGAAACAAUAUACCGUUCUAAUGACAAUUCAGGACGCGGGGAUAGCCGCUCAAGUCUUUCAUCGAAUCAAUUUUCUCAGGAGUUCAAUCAUCGCCAUUCCUCAUCUCUGAAAUCAUCAAUAUCGCGUCACAAUAAUUUCGACGAAUCACAACAGGAACAACUGAAUUCUGAAGAUGGUAGCAACCGUACAGGAAGCCUUAGCCCAACGAUAGCCAAUGAAUCGGUAAUAUCUGAUGGCGAUGACGGAAUGCAAUAUUCAUCUGAUCAAGAAGUUGCAAAGUUCCACGAUAUCAAUGAAUUAGAUGCCUCAUGGUUUGCAGAAAACAUUUUGGCUUAUAAGAAUUUAUCCGAAGUUGUUGAUAAAAAGCUCUUCAGUGUCAUCAAUCCAUGGACUAGAAAGGCUAAGGAGUCUUAUGUGAGCUCAAAGGAAAUAUAUCAGGAACUGAAUUUGCCAUCAUUUUUACCAAUUCUAUUGGAGCUCGUGAAAUUUCCAUCUAAUUUGAUGAAGGAGGUCCUCGGUAUUAGAUUACAGUAUGCUAAAAAUGUUUCUCAGCAAACGUUAUUAGGUAUCGAUCAAACAAUCUAUGAUUUCAAGGUUAUUAUUAAGUUGUGUUUCCAAGUCAAAGAGAAUUUAUUUAAAUUUUUGAAUGGGGUGCCGGAUAUUAACUUGGAAUAUUUGGAAAUUGACUAUGAGGAACAAGACAAUCUUUUGUUGGAUUUCACUGACUAUUUGCUUGUAUUGUUACAUAGAAAAUUGUUGGACAGUUCCCGAAGCAUCUAUUCUUUCACGACCUACGAGGAACCAGAGAUUCUUGGAAGACAGUGGGACUUUUUGAAGAACAUUGGAUACUUCUUGGAAAUUAAUUCAGGUUUCAAGGUAUCGAGAAACUUUUUAUUUUUAACUUGCCGCUUGUGUGUCCGAUUAUUGAAUUAUUUGGAGCACCAGCUUGAUAAUCCACAACUUAAUGUGAAACUAAAGUUUAUUAAAUGGUAUACAACUACCUUUGAUAAUUUUAGUAACUUGAAACGUCAACUUACAAAAUUAACUAAUAGUGCCCUUCGAAUGGUCCAAAACUCUUUAAUUUUGCACUUGAACUUCAAUAAAGAUUAUCAAAUUGCCAAAGCGUUGAUCCACUACUUUCACAAAGAAAACCAUGUCAUGAUUGCUAUUAAUGGUAAUGAGAAUUUGCACGACAUUUUGUAUAACAAGGGGAAACCACAAGAAGAGACAAAUGGCGCGAGGGCUUCGAGAAAAAAUCUUCGAGUAUAUGUGUUUGGAACUGAAGAUCUUCUUGAUGUUCCAGAAAAAGAAAUCAUUGGUUCACUCCAAGGCUCCAAGCUUGGAGCGGAUAUAGAGAAACCGUCACUUGAUGCUUUAGUAGUUGGUACAGAAGGUGCUCAGGUACUUGAAUAUACCACCAAUGAAGGGGGAAAGCCCAACAAACAUUUUAUGGCUAGCACUAUUUACUCUGGGCAUACGUCUCCAAGUACUAGCGAGGUUGAAUCCGUUAGUACCGUUGAUAAAGAUUCUAUUACCAAAAGUUACAAUGAAGAGAAACGUUUCCACAAUGUGCCAUACUUGAUAGUUCUUCCAGUGAUUCGUAAGAUCCCUUGGGAGGGCAAGGUGCGGAACAUUGUUAUUCAAGGAGAUAAAAAGUCAACUUUCCCUAAAUUGGUCUCCGCAAGAUAUGGUAAUGCUUUAUUGAUCGCUCAUGGAUCACCUUUGAAUUUACCAGCUGCUAAAACGACUCUCAUAAAUAAUAUGAAAAAGCACUAUGUGGAGGAAAUUAAUGUUCUGUCCGAAUCUCUACUGGAGACAGCAUCACCAAGACAUAGUAUUGACGCUGCAGUGAAAAUGUUUGAUAGAUUAGCUCUCGAAGAUGACGAGGAGUCAAUCAAGGAAGGCACUAAUACACCUCAAGUAUCAGAUUUACUAUUAGAUAAGAAAAUUGUCAAACUUAUCAAAACCUUGAGAACAGAGAAAACCUGUAGUUUGCUACAAAUUCAAAAGGAGUUGGUGCGUAUCAACAAGAAUUUCAACCGAAUGUCAUUUGUUUGUUUGAAGAAGGGAUUGGUGUUAAAAGACCAAAUUCUUGAGCUUAUGGCCCGUGAAAGGGAGCCAGAUCAAAGCUGUUUGGAAAUUCUUAAUAAUUUAUUUUACGUUAUCAGAGAUACCAGUUUAUCGUCUCUUCGGAAUAUUGAAGCAGAUGAAGUGGGUGAGUUUAUGAACUUAAUGAUCGAGUUGAGUAUUGAGUGGAUCAAGGUUGUUGUUGACGAUUGUGCCUCCAAGGAAAAGAAGACCUUUAGAUGGUGUGUUUCUGCUCUUGAGUUUGCUUUAUUAGUUUUCCAAAAGUUCAACAUUCUUUUGUUGACAGAUGAGCAAUUCAAAAUUUUGAAGACAAAAGUGGCAGGUUGCUUGUCGUUGUUGAUUUCCCAUUUUGAUAUUAUGGGUGCAAGAUCAAACAAGGCCGACAGAGUGUUAUUAUCCUAUUCCAAGUUACAAAAGAAAGUCAUUCAAAGAGAGAGUACUUUGGCGUUACAUAAGAAUUCUGAAUUGAAUGAAAAGAUUAUUCAGCUUGAUAAUCAGUUGACUGAGAAAUUGCGCAAAUAUAAGGAAGUUGGUAAAGUUCUUGAUGAUAGGAAAUCUGAAAAUAAAUUUUUGACCUAUUUAUCAUCAAGUUUCUUCAAGUUCUCAUCUAAAUGGCAAAAAGGUGAUUACUUGGGUGGGGGUACCUUUGGUUCAGUUUACAAAGCCACCAAUUUAACUAAUGGUAAUGUUAUGGCAGUCAAAGAGGUCAAGUUUCCAAAUAGUCAAUCUGUGGCAAAUAUUGGGAAAGUAAUAAAAGAUGAAAUGACGGUUCUUGAAAUGUUGGAGCAUCCUAAUAUUGUUCACUACUUUGGUGUGGAAGUUCAUAGUGAUAAAGUUUAUUUAUUUAUGGAAUUUUGUGAACUUGGGUCACUUGGGUUUUUGUUACGUCAAGGUAGAAUUGAUGAAAUGAUGACUAAAUGGUAUACAUUACAAAUGGUAGAAGGUUUGGCCUAUUUACAUCUGAACAAUAUUGCUCAUCGAGAUAUCAAACCAGAAAAUAUCUUGCUCAAUCGUCUUGGUGUCAUUAAGUUCGUUGAUUUUGGUGCUGCUAAAGUAAUUGCUGCUUCUGGCCGCACUCGGGCAAUGACGGCAACAUUACCAGGACAAGCAGGUGUUACUGGUACACCAAUGUACAUGUCCCCAGAAAGUAUAACUGGUCAUGGUAACGAUGUUUUGGGGAGCUCGGACGUUUGGGCCCUUGGCUGUUGUGUUCUUGAGAUGGCCACCGGUCGCAGACCUUGGGCAAAACUUGAUAAUGAGUUUGCGAUUAUGUAUCACAUUGCUAAUGGGAAUAAACCACAAUUACCAGAAGAAGGUGAACUUAGUGAAGAGGGUAUUAAUUUCCUAAAUCGCUGCUUUGAAACUAAACCAGAAAGCCGUGCGAAGGCUGCAGAAUUGAUCAACGAUCCAUGGUUAGCCGAAACAAAGGCACUUCAUGCUACUGGAUAUGAAAGUAGUGCUUCUUCUGAUAUAAUGGAAUUUGCCUAG